Molecule: messenger RNA, 5349 nt
Organism: Scleropages formosus (Asian bonytongue)
Lineage: Eukaryota; Metazoa; Chordata; Actinopteri; Osteoglossiformes; Osteoglossidae
Product: patatin-like phospholipase domain-containing protein 7
Exons: 36
Coding region: 135-4127 (1330 amino acids)
Biological process (GO): lipid metabolic process
Cellular component (GO): endoplasmic reticulum
Molecular function (GO): phosphatidylcholine lysophospholipase A1 activity
Source: RefSeq, a predicted model, not a curated record
UGUCACUGUCUGGAGUCCAAAUAGAGAAAGUAAGAGCCCCAUGAAGAGGGAGUAGUUGUUCGGUGAUGGACUCGGGGACAUUGUGAGACGGACAGAAACGACAGGUUACAGGAGCUGCCAGGUUGUAUUGUAGUAUGGACAAAGACGGAAAUGUCGACAGUUGUAGUAUGUACCCGCUUAUACUGCCCAGCAGCAGUGAUAUCCGUGCGCGAGUGCAGCAGUUUGUGGAGGAGAAGAUGCAGACGACCAUGCUGACUGGUGUUUUGAUCGGAGCAGCGGUGGCUGUGUCUCUCAUCGGCAUCACUGUGCUCUUCCUCUACAGGAGAUACAAACUGGCUGGAGGGCAGCAGGCCGGUGUUCCUCGAUACCGCUUCAGGAAACGAGACAAGGUGCUCUUCUAUGGCAGGAAGAUCAUGAGAAAGGUGCAGACCCUCUCCUCCACACCUUCAUCCGGCUCAUUGUCUCGGCAACGGACCCGCAAGAGACCCAAAGUCCUGAGCAUAGCUCGCAAGAUCUUGCGAAUUCGAAAGGAGCCCCCUGCCCUACAGCCCAAGGAGCCCCCGCCAUCAUUGCUGGAGGCCGACCUGACCGAGUUUGAUGUGCAGAACUCGCACCUCCCCUCAGAGGUGCUCUAUAUGCUGAAGAAUGUCAGGGUGUUGGGCCACUUUGAGAAGCCCCUCUUCCUGGAGUUAUGUCGCCACAUGGUGUUUGUAGAGCUGCAAGAGGGUGAGGGCCUCUUCCGCCCGGGUGACAGGGAUGACAGCAUCUAUGUGGUGCAGGAUGGCCGACUCGAGCUCUGCGUCCAUGAGAGUGAUGGCACAGAUGCUGUGGUAAAGGAGGUGUUGGCAGGAGACAGUGUGCACAGUCUGCUCAGCAUCCUGGAUUUCAUCACUGGCUACCCAGCGCCUUACAAGACCGUGUCGGCGCGGGCUGCGUCCCGGUCCACUGUACUGCGCCUGCCGGCAUCUGCAUUCCAGUCUGUCUUUGAGAAGUACCCUGAGACACUGGUUCGAGUGAUCCAGAUCAUUAUGGUGCGCCUGCAAAGAGUGACAUUCUUGGCUCUACACAACUACCUUGGUCUGACUACAGAGCUCUUCAGCCCGGAACGGCAGGCAGUGCCACUCACGUCAGUGGCAAGCGUCAUCGCUGAAGGCAGCCCGGUUAGGACGACCCGCCGCUCGCAUUUCCAGUCUGCCACUGAUGAGGAAACCACCCCUGUUCCUGUUCUGGACCAUGUGGUGGAAGCAGAUGGCAGGAGACCCGUUGCGUCAGAGAGCUCCCCUGCCCCAGUGCGCAAGGCUCGCUCCGUCUCGAUGCCUGUGGACUGUUCUGGGGGUGCCGGGAAUGAUCUGAACAUGGCAUACGAGCGAGCUCGAGUCACCGUAGAUGACCGUCCGUCCAGUCCGAUCAUUCAGAAGUCUAUCCUGAAGAAGAGUGUAACCAUGCAGGAUGCCCCCUCUGCUAUAUUCCACUAUACAGACAGCAGUGAACGCUCUGACCAUGUCCAACCCAACAAGGUCAAUGCCAUUUUCCAGGCUGCCAAACGAGACCUGCUGGGACUUAUCCCACUGCAGGACCCCAGUUUGCUGGAGGGCAGGGUGACGCUGCACCAGGUGAAAGCAGGCUCUGUGGUGGCCCGGCAGGGAGACCAGGAUGUCAGUGUGCAGUUUGUGAUCUCGGGCCUACUGCAUGUCUAUCAGCGCAUGAUUGACCGUGAGGAGGACACGUGUCUGUUCGUAACUCACCCAGGGGAGUUGGUGGGCCAACUGGCCGUCCUCACUGGGGAGCCACUCAUCUUCACUGUCCGUGCACACCGCGACUGCAGCUUCCUAUCCAUCUCCAAGACACACUUCUAUGAGAUCAUGCGGGCGGAGCCCAGUGUGGUUCUAAAUGUGGCCCGAACAGUGGUGCGCAGGAUGUCCCCCUUUGUCCGACAGAUCGAUUUUGCGCUGGACUGGAUGGCUGUGGAGGCCGGGCGAGCUGUGUACAGGCAGGGUGACAAGUCGGACAGUACCUUCAUCGUCCUCAGUGGCCGUUUGCGUUCUGUCAUUCUGAAGGAGGAUGGCAAGAAGGAGCUGAACGCGGAGUAUGGCCGUGGGGACCUCAUUGGGGUGGUGGAGGCGUUGACCCACCAGAACAGGGCCACGACUGUUCACGCAAUCCGAGACUCAGAGUUGGCCAAACUGCCAGAGGGGGCACUGAGCUCCAUCAAGAGGAGGUACCCACAGGUGGUCACACGUUUGAUUCAUCUCCUUGGACAGAAGAUCCUGCAGCAGGUCAACGGACCGCUGACAGCCCGCAGCCUGGCCCUCCACACUCCAGGCAGCAAGUGGGAUGCAGGGAACCCGGCCUCCAAUCUGUCCACGGUCUCCAUCCUGCCCGUGUCAGAGGAGGUGCCCCUAACUGCCUUCACCCUGGAGCUGCAGCACGCUCUCAGCCCCAUUGGCCCCACCCUGCUCCUCACCAGCGACAUCAUCAAACAACGGCUAGGGUCUGCAGCCCUGGACAGUGUGCACGAGUACCGCCUGUCGAGCUGGCUGGGCCAGCAGGAGGACAUUCACCGCAUCGUGCUGUACCAAUCGGACAGCUCGCUCACGCCCUGGACCCAGCGCUGCAUACGGCAAGCUGACUGCAUCAUCAUCGUGGGCCUGGGGGAACAGGAACCUGUCGUGGGGGAGCUGGAGCGCAUGCUGGAGGGCAGUGCAGUAAGGGCCCAGAAGCAGCUGGUCCUGCUGCACCGUGAGGAUGGGCUGCCCCCCCAGCGCACAGCGGAGUGGCUCAAUAUGCGUAGCUGGAUUUCCAGACACCUGCACCUGUCCUGCCCCCGUCGCGUUUUCUCUAAGAGGAGUCUACCCAAACUGAGAGAGAUGUACCAGCGGGUCUUCCAGAAACCCCCCGAUCGUCAUUCAGACUUCUCCCGCCUGGCACGGGUUCUGACGGGAAAUGCCAUCGCCCUGGUGCUGGGUGGCGGCGGUGCCAGGGGCUGCUGUCAAGUGGGGAUACUUAGGGCGCUGAACGAAGCAGGAAUUCCUGUGGAUUUGAUUGGUGGCACCUCCAUCGGAGCCCUGAUGGGAGCGCUGUAUGCAGAGGACAGGAGCUACAGUCGCAUGAGGAUCCGAGCCAGAGAGUGGGCUAUGGAAAUGACCUCAGUGUUUAAGAAAGUGCUGGAUCUAACGUACCCAGUCACUUCCAUGUUCUCUGGGGCGGCCUUCAACUCCGGCAUCAGCAACGUUUUUCAGAGCAAGCAGAUUGAGGACCUGUGGAUACCCUACUUCAACAUCACCACCGACAUCUCUGCCUCCACCAUGAGAGUGCACACUGAUGGCUCACUAUGGCGCUAUGUUCGUGCCAGCAUGUCUCUAUCAGGCUACCUGCCCCCACUCUGCGACCCCAAGGAUGGACAUCUGCUCAUGGAUGGGGGCUACAUCAACAACUUGCCAGCGGACGUUGCACGCUCCAUGGGUGCCAAGGUGGUGAUCGCCAUUGAUGUGGGGAGCCAGGACGAGACCCAUCUCACCAACUACGGUGAUUCGCUGUCAGGGUGGUGGCUGCUGUGGAAGCGCUUCAACCCGUUGGCUGAGAAAGUCAAGGUGUUGAACAUGGCAGAGAUCCAGACUCGUCUGGCCUACGUGUGCUGCGUGCGGCAGCUGGAGUCUGUAAAGAACAGCGACUACUGUGAAUACAUCCGGCCGCCCAUUGACCGCUACCGCACGUUGGAGUUCGGCAAGUUCGACGAGAUAGCCGAGGUGGGGUACCAGCAUGGGAAGACGGUGUUUGAUGUGUGGUGUCGCAGCGGCGUGGUGGAGAAGAUGCUGAAGGACAGACACCAGGAGGAGUUCCACAACACAAAAAGCGACAACGUGGUGACGUGUCCCAAUGCCUCCUUCACGGACCUGGCAGAGAUCGUGUCCAGAAUUGAGCCGGUCAAGCAGGCGCACGUGGACGAGGAAUCCGAUUACCAGACUGACUACGAGGAAGAAGCUGUAGAAAGCGCCCUCUCUGACAUCGAGCUGUCCAAUUACUGCAGUGAACACACUGAGGGGGAAGAGACCAUAGACUCGGAUGAUGACGUUGAAGUGAGACACAGGCGGAGGCCUCCCAAAUCCACAAGGACUGCUCUCCCAUGAUUUCCUCCAGCUGCCCUCCCCUGUCAUGUCCCCGAUGUCUAGACGCUUCACUGUGGGAGCCCCCAUUUUCUCAGCGAGGCCUGUGCCUUCCUUUACAGUUCAGCAGUGAUGCGUUCGGCUUGCCGUCUCCACCGUGAAACCUUUCUUUUCACUAACUGUUCUAUUUUGGUUGAGAUGGAAGGAAGAAAAAGACAUUUGCGUGAUAAACUUGGAAUAACUUGUUGUCCAACUUGAUGGAGCCAUUUGGUUACACGUGAGCGUUACCCUGCCUUUAAAACACCGUGUCACAUUUGCGCACACCCACGCGGUCUGACUGUUCUCGACACAAACACUCAUCGAGGCACUUUGCACCAGUCUGCUGCUUGAAUGUUCAUUACCCUUGUAUGUCUCUUUCCAUUUUAUUUGACAUUGAGCACACUGGCUUUGGCUUAAUUUUCCUGCAAAAUCUUUCCUUCCAUUUUCUCUCUUAUAAUGCCUAUCAAUGCAAGACCUUUUACAUGUGUAUGUUUUUGUAAAGAGACUGCUGCUUUCUCAAGCUAGCGAGGGCUCUUAAUAGUUCUAAUGCUACUACUUGAUUUAUUCACGACACAGGGUCCGGUUGAUCUUUAGUUGAAUCCACUGUGUUUAUUGGACCCUGUAUAACUGACAUUCCAACUGCCGAUGCCUUUCUAGAUGACAACGUUCAAUCAUUCGUUCAUAUUCUUGGAACAGUGUCUGUAUGACAGCGCCAUUGAUUGAUUGUUUAGAAUCCAAUUUUUAUGACUGCAGCUGACUGCAGAAUCGCUGUCAAUUUGUGGUUUUUCUGGUGCCGUUAACUUUGUGCUAUCCAAGUUUGUGUUAAACCAGCAGUGACUGAACUGGACACUCCUCAUGGAAAGCGGUACUGCAGAAAAAGCGGUAAUCAGUUGCUGUUUGGUCGAUUAUAACAUUUCAUUUUAAAAGCAGGAAGUAUGAUUGAUUAUCCUUUGCUACAUGUAAAAAGUGAACAUGCACAAAAAAUGCAAUCAAACAAUAGCAUCAUACAAUUAUUACAGUGUUACCUCAUGUAAGGAGUGGUUGCAAAUGAAUGUUUCAGGUAGUAGAGAAUUUGUCACCAGUAUGAAGUGGCUCAUGUGUUAAGUAAGCUAAUAUCACAAAUACUAAUGACUAAUAAAUUGUACUUCUUUCUUUAAAUAUUUGUAGUAUUGCUGGUGUAUAAAGUUGAAUUAAACAUCUAUUUGAA